Molecule: messenger RNA, 1557 nt
Organism: Neocloeon triangulifer
Lineage: Eukaryota; Metazoa; Arthropoda; Insecta; Ephemeroptera; Baetidae
Product: baculoviral IAP repeat-containing protein 3-like
Exons: 2
Coding region: 84-1151 (355 amino acids)
Biological process (GO): regulation of cell cycle
Cellular component (GO): spindle microtubule; nucleus; cytoplasm
Source: RefSeq, a predicted model, not a curated record
AUACAGUAUGUAUAAAAGAGCAGAAGAAAACUUUUCCACGCAUCACCUUAACCACCAGCGAGUCAAUAUGUUGCAAACUCACAAUGGCAAUUUUAGCAAGCAAACCCGUUUCCAAUGAACCUACAAGACAAUCUAAUAAAUUGCGGUCAAUAAACCAUGAAAUUUGCGCACCAUUGCGAUUGAACAUCGCCCUACACCGCCUAUUUACUUUUCCCGCAUGUUUUGAAGUUGAACCAGGACAUUUGGCCGAAGCUGGACUUUUUUACAGGAAAACCACCAACUCAGUAAUUUGUUGGUUUUGCGAAUGUGAAUUCAAGACCAGCGAAUUGGACUGUUUGAAAGGCAAAAAUGCAAAUGAAAUCUUACAAAUGAAAUCGAGUUGUAGCAUCAAUCACGAUUCGUCGGGCAAUAUCCCAAUUGGAAAUAUUUCAAAAAUCGUAAAUUACAAAUUUGAGUCGCACCGAUUAUAUUCGCUGCUGCAGAAAAAAGAUUGGGAAUUUGUGAAGCCAGUUGAAUUGGCCGCAUCCGGGUUUUACUACGCCGGUGUGGAGGACAGUGUUCGCUGCAUUUAUUGCAAUUUGGAAGUGCGCGGGUGGGAAGAGGGGGAUACACCCAAAACGGAACACAUUCGGUGGAAUCCGAAUUGCCCAUUUUUAAAGCAGCCAGAUAGCGUAGUCAACAUUAAAAUUGGCCACGAGCAAACGGAAGCAUAUAGCGAUGGAAUUGGAUUUAAUAAAAUUGGUUCAAAUCCCUUCAGUCCUUUAACUGGUUUUCCUGAAAACUACAAAAUGCGCAUGUUAGCAAACGAUCCCUUCAUAACACCCUCAGAUUUGAGUAUCCAGCAAUGGAAUCCACCGCGGCACCCAGAGAGAAGUUUAAUCUUGAAGCGAAUGGAAUCUUUUAAAAAUUGGCCUAAAGGACUUUCGCAAACGCCUGAUGUCCUUGCAAAGGCCGGAUUUUUUUACACCGGUUGUGGGGAUCGUGUCAUUUGUUUCCAGUGCAGCCUCGGGCUAAAGGACUGGGCUCAGGAUGAUGAACCUUUCACAGAGCACGCAAAAUGGAACCAGGGAUGUCAAUACCUCAUUAUGCAAAAGGGCUCGGAUUUUAUACAGCAAAUGCUACAUGGGAAAAUCAGCAAAAUCAAUACUUAGUUAUUUGGAGCACAUUAUGUUUUUAAAACGUUUUAUUUUUAAAAGAAAAAUUUAUUUCAAGUGUUGAUUUUUAUUGUUUUGCUUUUUCCCCUUUGUUUGCAUACAAAAAAUCUUUGAGAAAAAAAUGCACUUUUUUAAAUUCCAUCAAUAUUGAUUUAUUUUCAGCAAAAAUUCUUAGGAUUGUUAAUAUUUUUACCAUGUAGACACAUUCAAAGACGAGUUGUGUAUUUUUUUUUCUAUUUUUUUUUUAGCAAUAUUCAUAAUUAUUUCCAGUUGGGAUAUUACUUAACGAAUCUUACAGCUAUGCUCGCUAUCUAUGCUACAAUGGUUUGAAAAAUAAGUAAAGAAUCUCGCAAUAAUCUCGUUUUUAUAUAUCACUUUUGAAUCGCAUAGAUUUUAUCCUUUU